Messenger RNA from Pseudocercospora fijiensis CIRAD86, 1221 nucleotides. RefSeq lists its product as uncharacterized. Gene Ontology annotation, biological process: regulation of DNA-templated transcription. The record is from RefSeq and is a predicted model, not a curated record. NCBI's taxonomy places the organism in Eukaryota, Fungi, Ascomycota, Dothideomycetes, Mycosphaerellales, Mycosphaerellaceae. Gene Ontology annotation, cellular component: Rpd3L-Expanded complex; Rpd3L complex; nucleus. Bases 1 to 1221 code for a protein of 406 amino acids. The transcript has 2 exons.
AUGGCAGGCGCACUUAGUCAGCCAGAAGAUGCGGCGUCGGUGCUGGAGCAAUUCGUUCACGAUGUGGCGAACGUGCCGGCCGAAAUCACUCAUCUAAUGGAAGAGCUCCAAGCCAAAGAUCUUCAAAUCACUGCCUUCAAAGACGAGAUCGCGAAGCGAGACAGCCAGAUCCAGAAGUGGGUGAGAAUCAACGGCGGCCACGUCCCCAACCCAAAAGAAGAAGCCUUCUCCAAGACCAUCAGCGAGUGCUACGACAAGAUGGAAAUCUUACAAGCAGAGAAGUGUGGUCUCGCCGAGAAGGCUCAAAUCAUCCUCGACCGUCAAAUCAAGCGUCUUGACAUUGGCUUGAAGGGACUUGCGCAAACCGAACAAUUUCCGUCAGAUUGGAAUGGUCCAAGUCUUUUGACUGGCAGCGGCGCCGCCACCGGAGUCAAUACACCAGUCGCAGGCACAGCUCCCAGCAUGCCCCUUCAAGCUGUCAGUGGUAACAUCGGCUCGAUCAUCCCAAUGCAAAACGCCGCACAACACCAAAUGGCUGCCAAUGCGCGCUCUACUGCUCGCGGAACGCCAACCGGCGGCCAGACACCCACCACCUUACCAAGAAGCCAGCGCGAAGGUAGCAGCGAUGUUAAGAAGAGAAAGCUGAACGUCUCGCUGGGAUCUCUACCAAACAGCAGCUUGCGUCAAUCGUCUCUUGGACCAGGCACACCAAAGGCCGGCACACCUGUACCAACCGGUGUCGCAGCAUCUCGCGCUGGUUCUGCACAACCCACCGCAGCCCAGAAGAAAGGCGCACAUCCCCCACCAGGCAACCGUAAAGCCGCGCCACCACCAUCCAAGAAGUCCAACCGCUCUCGUCCUUCCGGACAGAAGAAAGAUCGUCGCCGCCAACUCGCCAGAGAUCGCGCCACUCCUAGCACGAAUGCCUCGCUUUCUGAUGACUCCGAUGACGACUCCGCAUCUCCAACGCCAUCCUCGAUUCAACGCAGCCAGGCUGAUGGCACUGCCGAAGGUGGCGAUGAUAACGAGGACGACGAGACGCUGUACUGUUUCUGCAAGAAGGUCAGCUACGGCGACAUGGUGGGCUGCGACAACGACAACUGUCCUUACCAGUGGUUCCACUAUAAGUGCGUGGGCGUCACUGAGGAGCCGACGGGAGAGUGGCUGUGUCCGGAGUGCCGCAAGAAGCCGAAGAAGGAGUUGCGCAUCAACAGGAGCUAG